Molecule: messenger RNA, 5948 nt
Organism: Ruditapes philippinarum (Manila clam)
Lineage: Eukaryota; Metazoa; Mollusca; Bivalvia; Venerida; Veneridae
Exons: 24
Source: RefSeq, a predicted model, not a curated record
UGUAAAGGUAUAGACUAAGUAUUGUAACAUGCUUUCUUUCAUUUUCAUAUUGAACACAUGUAGCUGUGCAAAGGUGCUUUGUAUGUAUAUUGAUUUUCUCUACCAGUCUUACUGUCCACAUGCAUGUAAAUAAUUUUGAAGUUUAAAUACUUAUUCAUUGUAGACAAAUAAAAAGAAAUAAGAUCUAAAUGUGUAUGUGCCAUGAUACAUUUGCCAAGGACAAUGUCAUAGUUCUAGAGUAGAGACAAUGUGCCUGUGUCUGUGCUACUAGUAUAUGGUGACUAACAAUGGCUGAGGGAGGCAUAGGCUGGAAAGAUGAAAAUGGGAGGGACCAGGAUUUUCCUAAAUUGACCAGUACAAGGCAGAAUGUUGAAGCAAAAAAGAAAGGAAAGUUGUCAAAGAAAGAGAUAGAAUCAAACAAUGCAAAGUUGAAGAAAAUUGUGGUGAGUAUACUGAAGAAUAAUCCAAAAGGAGUGAAGCUGAGUAAAAUUUGGAACUUGGUAAAAACAGAAACAAAAAAGAAUUUUUCAGCAGCAGAUUGUGGCGUAUCUAAACUAAGUAAGGUACUUGAAAAUUGGUCAGAUACUAUAACUGUUACAUGGUCACAAAAAGAUCCAAAUAUCACCCUGCAACAUGGAGCAAGCACUGACAAUAUUUCUUCAAGAAGUAGCUCUGAAGUAUUGUUUAAUGAUAAUAACUUUCCAUCAUUAUCUAGAGAUUCACAGUCCCCAAAAGAUAAAGCUAAAGUAGAAACAAGUACACAAUCAAAAGCUCCUUUUGUUGGUAAAUCAGUGGAAGGUCACAGUGAUAAAAGAGAUGCUAGUGGAAUGAUUGGGAAGUCAACAAAAACACAGGGAAACACUGAUGAAAUUUUAUAUGAAAGGACAGAUUUCCCUAAUUAUUAUACAACUGACAUACCAAACAGGGUCAUUAAAACUGCUAAGAGAAAGUCACAGAAAAAGAGUGAAACAGAGGGUACUUCAGAAGAGAACUUACAAGCAUCAAGCAAGCCAGACAGAGUUAUUAAAACUGCAAAAAGAAAAUCAAAUAAAGCAGUUGAACUUGAUUUAUCUAAAAAUGAAGAUAAAUCAUCAUUUUCUUAUUCAGCAUCAAACGCAGUAAAGCAAGCAUCAGAGAAAGUUGCUGAUGGCAAAGGAAAAGACAAUCCAGUACCAAAAUCUUCACAACAGGAGGGUCUUUUUGGUUUUCAGUGGGCACCAGUCACUCAGUUCAACUUGCCACAUAACCCUUCAUUAGCACUUGAAACUGAAGAUCCUGCUAUUAUUACUGGCCACUAUGGACUACCAACUCAGAACAUAGCUCAGGGUACAGCUCAAAGUAGACUUAGAAACCUGAAUGAAAAUCAUGGUAAUAAUUACACCAAUCUUCUUGCUGGAUAUCAAUCACAAGAUGAUCAGAUACCAGUUAGAAAUGUGACUCAACAGCCAGUAAUAAAUGGUGAAUCUAGACAACACAUGGAUCAACAUGAUAAUUCCAAACCUGUGAAAGUAAAACCAAUAGAUAAGGAUGAAUUUGAGACAAAGAAGAUUGAUGUACGCCCAGUUUACGUUGCCAAAGGUAAAAAGCCAUCUAAAGAACAAAUAAAUAAUGUUGCCAAAGAGUGUAUAGAAAUUCUAUCCGAUGCUGAUUUAUUUGUUACUCAGGAACGAGUCGAAAAGUUGGUAUGCCAAAGGUUUAGUUGCCGUAAAGUACAGGAUCUUGGUUUAAGAUAUAUGGAUCAGGUUGACUGUGUAAAUGAGUUAAACAGGUUAAUUUGCAAGAUCAAUGUGUAUGUUAAUGCAUUUGUUAAGACCCGAGCAAUCUGUACACUUCAUGAACUCAAAAAUGAACUGAAAGAGUAUGCUACGGAUGAUGGAGAUUUUAGCUCAUUGAAAACGGGACCAUUGCAGCGGUACCCUGUUGUAUUCCAACAAUUCCGGUUCCCACCUGACCAGUCUGAGAUUCCAGAGAUAACAACAAUGGACAUACUGGAUCACUUUAGAACAUAUCUUGAUAUAAAAGGUCUCUGGCGUACAAAGAUGGAGUUGGAACCAUUCAUGGAUUAUUUGGUGGAAAAGUAUGAUGCUGAAAAUGCCUAUAUGUUAGGUGUAAGGAUUAGAUCCCUUCCACUGGCUCUAACUACUUUGAAAAAAGCCCAAAGAGAUUCUGCUGCAAGUCGUAGGGACAUCAAGGAUCAUUUUGAAGAUGAACUGAGAAAUGAAAUUGGAGAAGCAUUUAGAAAAUUCCGUACAAGUAUUAUGCAAACUGGUGAAAGUGAAGGAAUGGAAGUACGGAAGCAUUAUUUGAAAAUGAAACCAGAACUGGCAAUAAUGGAAGUGUUUGAAAAGUUUAAUAUAUUGCUGAUGGUUAUACAGGCAGGGGAUGUUGUUUUAAAGAAAGCAGCAAAAUUUAAAAAAGCCAUUGAGGAUUUCUUAACAGUUAUGAGAGAUAAUGAGCUUGGUAGAAACAUUCUUCAUCUUGCACUCUGUAUGUCAAACACAUCUGUUGAGGAGACAGUGAAAGACAUGUUUACACCUGUCAGAAAUGAUGAUACAGAGGACAACAGUAAUAGUACACAUCAACAGCAGCAACAACCACCUAGAAAAGAUGAGUUGGCAGAAAAGUUAAGAACGUAUAUCGAGAGAUGUUUAAAUGCCGGAGCACUUACUCUCAUACAUCUGGACAGGAUUGAAGAGAAACUUCUAGAAGAUUUCAGUUUUCCAGAAUUCACCAAGAUGGGUUAUGGGAGAUUCCUUGAAUUUCUGUUGUCAGAGGCAAAACAGAUGUUGGAGGAAGGAGGAGGUUUAAGUCUCGGUUCAAGUUCUGGAGGAAGUACCGAUAAUGACACAUCAUUUAAACCAAAUCAGACUGACAUCAUUGAAUUUAUUAAACAGUUUAAACAACAUGCAGAUUGUAAGCCAGAACAGAUUGAGGAGGCAUUAUGUAGACAGUAUAAUGUUAGUGAUGUGAGACAUCUUGGACACGGGAAUAUAUCACGGUUGUUAGGUCAUGCUGGUAAAGCUAGUAGACAUGUUUAUGCAGAUUUCACUGUAUUCUAUGAAUCAGCAUUUCUCCAUUCAGUCAGAAUGUCAAACACCUCGAACUCAAAAGUUGGGAUUCUUGGUCACCAAUCAAAAGAUGCAGCCAAGUUUUGUCUGCACAGUUGCCCGCUGUUAGAGAACCUGGCAGACUGGAGUCAGUGGAGUCUGGUGUUUGAACCUGAGCAUGGUAAACUGAAAGACUUUAUACAGAGAUAUGGUGGUGUUACAACAAAACCAUAUGAAGAUGGUAGACUUGUCACACUGGACUUUCUUGCUCUUGAGAUCAAGCCAGGUGAAUUAAUAAAGAUUGUUUCAACAACAUCUCCUGAUGCUGUUGCUGCAGCAUUGAUGACUCAUGAUGUAGUGUCCACUGCUGGUCAUUUGGUCUCCAUGGUGAUUGACUACAAGAGUACAGAGAGUAUGCCACUAGCUUUACUAGCAGGACAUGUGAAAACUGUACUACUACAGAUGCAUGCGGGAGAACCAUCAAGUGGCAUAAAUGAAAAUGGCCAAGUUUACAUGCAUUCAGCAGCCAUGUUUGUUCUCAAAUGUCUUCUGCGUAUUCCUACAAAUUUCUGUGUUGCCUUUGCAAACCAGCUUUUUCUUGACCCACUGGGACAGGUUAUGGGUUCAAGUAAAUCAAAACAAUUACUAAUACAACUUUGUUCCUCAAAUGAUGAAUUGAACAAAAUAAUGAAAUUAGGAUGUUUACUUGGUAUACAAGAAUGGACUGAUGUGAUUACACAUAAAUGUCAACCACCUGUUAGUGAUGUACAGAUAUCAGCAGAAGAGGCUAAAGACUUUAUUGAAAAUGACAAUGAUAUUCAGGAAGAUGAAGAGUUAAUGGAUGAAUUUGAAGCUGAAGAUGUUGAUGAUAUCUUAACUGGUGGAAUAGUUGAGGAAGGUAAAAUAGAUAAAAUUGAAGAAGAGCAUUCAGCCAAGAAGGAAGAGAAUGACAAUGAAGGGAAAGCUGAUCAUAAGACCAAGGCAUUAGAAACUGAAGAUAAUGGUGAUAUUCAAGAUUUAGAGACGGUUAUAACAGAGAAGCCUGUAGAGUUGACAUGUGAAGAUAUAGUUAAUCAAAUACGUAGAGAUGAGUUUGGUGUUGGUGUUCAUCUAAAUGAAGAUGGUGAGAGGCUCAUGAAGGUUCAACAAGAGAGACUGGGUAGAAGUUUAGAUCGUUUGUCUAAAGAUUUAUACAGUAAAGAUACACACUUUGUCCUUGAAUUGGUACAAAAUGCAGACGACAAUAGUUACCCUGACAACCUGCUUGACAACUGUAAAGAUGGCUGCCCUUCUGUGAAAUUUGUUAUAGAGCAGGAUGGGAUAUAUGUGCUAAAUAAUGAACUUGGAUUUAGGGAAAAGGAUAUUAGAGCUUUAUGUGAUGUCGGGAGAAGUACAAAAGGAAAGCACAAGUUCGGAUACAUAGGCCAGAAGGGAAUUGGUUUCAAGUCUGUUUUCCGAAUAACAGAUGCACCGGAAGUACACUCUAAUGGUUACCAUAUCCGGUUUGAUGUCAACAGUGGGCCUAUGGGCUAUAUUUUACCAUACUGGGUACCAGAGGAGGAGAGGAUAAGUCAAGAUGGAUGGAUGACUCAUAUCAUACUGAAGCUGAAACAAGACAUGAGACUACACACUCGAACAUUAGCUGCAAGAUUUAAUGACCUUCACCCUUCCUUGUUACUAUUUUUACACAGGCUUCGUCAAAUAACAAUACAAAAUAAGGUGGAAAAUACUGUAGAAACUAUUCAGCGUCGUGACAUAGGUGACAAUGUGGUAGAGAUACAACAUUCAGGAGGGUGUGAUAGAUGGAUGGUCAUUAAGAAAAUCCUAGAUGCCAGCAAUAUCUCUCUACAAACAAAAUCUGGUGCCGAGGUGGAAUCUACAGAAAUAGCAUUAGCCUUCCCCUUGAAAAAUCAGUGCAGGAAAAAUACUGUCCAUAUGAUGCCCCCGAAGCAACCAGUAUUUGCUUUCCUUCCAUUGAGAAGUUAUGGUUUCCGUUUUAUUAUUCAAGGUGACUUUGAUGUACCAUCAAGUCGAGAAGAUGUUGACAGAGACAGUUCAUGGAACCAGUGGCUACGUAAUGAAAUCCCUAAUGUAUUCCUGGAAACUCUUGAUGUCUUCAAGACACAUUCUGAGUUCAGCAGUAUGGAAGCAGUAUGUACAUUCCUGCAGUUUGUACCUAUGGAAGAUGAAGUUCUUGAAUUCUUUAAACCUGUAGCUUCUGAUAUACUGAAGAAACUUAAAGCUAAACCUUGUAUUCCUACACUGGCAGAAAAACAAGGACCAGUAAGCUGGAAGAUACCAUCACAGACAGUAAAAGUUCGGGACCCGCUGGUACGCAGUGUAAUCACAUCGGACCUUCUGGAGAAACACCUUAAUCUGUUUUACCUACAUCCAGACAUUGCCACAGUGUUGAACCCAGCAUUGACGUCCUGUCUUGGUAUUGAAAACUUAACAUCUGACCAUUUAUUCCAGCUUGGUAAAGCUUUGAUUGUGAACAUGGGCACACACUGCAAUAAGGAUGAAGAUGUGAUACUAAUAUCUAAAUGGAUGGCGUGUUUAUAUCGUAGCCUUGAUGAAUUUCAUCAUGAUGAUAGUAUUCUACCUACACUGAAAGUUCAUCCUUUCUUACCACUGUCAGACGGAGAGCUCGUCUCCCUGCAGGAAAAAACAGUUUUUUAUCCUAUACCCAAUUUGAGAACAAAAAAGCAGAAAGGAAAAGACCCCAUGUAUUAUCUACAGCAAGAUGUGAGCAGUCUACAUCCAUUGUUAUUAGAUACUGGUGAUGCUGAGGUGAACAGUCAGGUUCACAAACUCUUGUUGAGACUUGGUGUGAAGCAGUUAUCUCCCUCUGAUGUUAUCAACCAUCAUAUUAUACCUGUGUUAAAAUCUGACAAUUGGAAG